AUGUUCGCGGCACCCAUCCUGCGCAGCGCUGCUGCCUCUUCGUCAUCCACCGGCCCUGCGGCGGCAGCAUCCUUCUCGCAAGCGCACAAGUCGUACGUCAAAUCGCUCUACCGCCGCACGCUCAAGAACGAGCUGGACUGGUGCAUCCGUCGCGACAUCUGGCGUGACCGCGCUAUCGAAAUCCGCGUCGAGUUCGAGAGGAACCGUCACAUCCGCAACCCUAGGGAGUUGGCCAAUCUGUUCGAGAAGGCCGAGAGGGAUUUGAAGAGGGUGCAGCACCCCGAUCCUCACCGACCCGCCAUGUUCGAAGACGGCACAAAGUGGGAACGCAACCUUCCUCCUCCCAUGUUCAGCGAGGCCGAGAAGAAGGCCGCUCUCGAUGCGCAACACCACUAA
This is a messenger RNA of Kalmanozyma brasiliensis GHG001, 396 nucleotides long. RefSeq names its product Complex 1 LYR protein. Gene Ontology annotation, biological process: mitochondrial electron transport, NADH to ubiquinone. Lineage: Eukaryota; Fungi; Basidiomycota; Ustilaginomycetes; Ustilaginales. The transcript is spliced from 2 exons. Bases 1 to 396 code for a protein of 131 amino acids. The record is from RefSeq and is a predicted model, not a curated record.